CAACAACGUCAUAUUGCACAUCCGUCUGUAGGCGUCAGUAUAGUGCAACCACAUACACGGAGAACCGCCAUUAAUCAGCAGCAGAAGAACAACAAGCAACUGCGAUAGUUCUUGCAAACUUCCAGGCAUGGCGGAAAAGAAAAUAGCAGUCCGCUCGCAGGACCCGAACCAGCGGCGCGUACUGGACAGCGCCACGCGGCAGCGCCGUUUGACCCGCCAGCUCGAGGCUCUCGAGAAAGACAACUUCCAGGACGACCCUCACGCGAGCCUCCCUCAGCUGGUCAAGCGGCUGCCGCAGUUCGACGAGAGCAACGAAUCCGGUAACGAACCAAGCAAGCGGAGGAAGAAGACAAGGGGUGAUCAUUUUAAACAGAGGUUCCGCAAAAACUUCCAGACUCUUUUGGAGGAGGAGGACUUGAGUGUCAGCGAAGGUCCAAACUAUCUGACUGCCUGUGCUGAGCCCUCUAAGCUUCCUCAGAGGCAUUUCUGUGCAGUGUGUGGCUUCCCUUCAAACUACACCUGUGUGUCGUGUGGAGCUCGCUACUGCUGUGUCCGAUGUUUAGGAACGCACCAUGAGACCAGGUGUCUGAAAUGGACAGUGUGAUUUUGUCAUCUGCGCUGAACUGCGUUCAAGCAAAACAAGCUUAAAAUUUGGGUAAUUUUAUGAUCAUUUUAUGCUCGUUUUCCAGUGUCAAGUGUUUCCCCAAAAAUAUCUGCAUUUUUACCACAGUCAGUAUUUUGACAGGGAUUUAUCCAUGGAUGCAAAAAUGUCUUCUAAAGUAAACAAAACUAUAAUAAUUUGAUCAAAUAGAUCAAAUGUGUCAAAACAAGGGACGUUAUGUUACGGGUAUUCUAAUUAGAUAAUUUAUGGCAAAUUAGCUUUUGCUUGUUGAAUAUAUGCAGAUUUGCAAAGGGAAAAAAAUUGGCAAAAGUGACAAAACCAUACUUUGCUGGUACAAGCAUCCAAUAAGUUCUUACAUAAUUAAAUUACAUAUUCGUGUAUUUCCGAUUUAUUAUAAUAAAGGAAAGCUGCUUGUAAAAUGUUUUUUAUGUAGAGGUUUGUACCUAAAUACAGUUGAUGAGUAAGUAAAACUGUAAUGUAAAUAUGUGUACAGUAUGUUAAUAACCUAUUGUGUAAAAACAAAUAAAUCUAGAAAUUAUAAAAA
Paramisgurnus dabryanus is the source of this 1166-nucleotide messenger RNA. It is a transcript of the gene znhit1, whose product is annotated as zinc finger, HIT-type containing 1. NCBI's taxonomy places the organism in Eukaryota, Metazoa, Chordata, Actinopteri, Cypriniformes, Cobitidae. The record is from RefSeq and is a predicted model, not a curated record. Gene Ontology annotation, biological process: chromatin remodeling.